AAACUUGAGAAAAAAGAAAGACCCAAAAAAAAAAAAAAACCCAUUCAUUUCCAUAUCAGAGUUUCAGUUGUCAGCCUCCCCACUCCACCCACCUGUUAUGCCGUUGUGCUAACUUUGGGUUCACCGUCAUUCUCUUGUUUCGGUCAGCUAAUAAUACAUAUAUAGAAACAACAUUUCCUUCCCCUACCUGCGUCUACUGACUCAUUCAAUUCAGAUUCUAGAGCAACUCAACCAAUCCACUUGCUUUGCUUGCGUUAGUGUAGUGAAGCAUAUCUAUAUCUAUAUAUCUAUAUAUAUAUAUAUUUAUCAUAAAACAAGAGAACAUAAGUUUUGCUUGGGUUGAUUUCUUAAGAAAUUGUUAUGGUAAUUGUAUAAACAAAAGAAGAAGCCAUAUGAUGGCCACAGCUGCUGUUAUUGGGCUUAGUACGGGGAAGAGGCUGUUGAAUUCUUCCUUCUAUUAUUCUGAUAUCACAGAAAAGCUCUUUCAUCUCAAUGAUCAUCAUGGGUUUUUACAUUGCCAUUUCUCUUCAACAAAGAAUGUUGUCACUGCCAGAAAGCCUUCCAACUGCAGUUCCAGAUUUCCAUCUUCGAAUCGACCUCAACAGUCCAUUAGGGCUCUGAAAGAACAUGUACAUACUGCCUCUGCUCCUUCAUCAGCCACGCAGCAAUGGUUUCAGGAGCUCAACGACUUGGAGGAGGAAAGCUCUGAUCUUGAAUAUUCAGUGGAAGCACUUCUUUUGCUACAGAAGUCUAUGCUGGAAAAACAAUGGAAUCUUUCUUUUGAGAAAAAAGUAUUAAGGGAUUCAACAUCAAAAACAACUGACAAGAAGAUACCAGUCACUUGUUCUGGGGUAUCUGCUCGUCAAAGGAGGAUGACUAGUACCAAGAGGAAAACUUUGAACAAAAGCACUUGCGUAAUGCACCCUAGCACCAAUAAGCCUUUGAGAGCCAUUGUCAGUCCGGAGCUGCUUCAGAAUCGUGUAAAGGGUUAUGUGAAGGGUGUUCUAAGUGAGGAUUUGCUGACUCACACUGAGGUUGUACGCCUGUCAAAGAAAAUUAAAGUUGGUCUUUCCGUAGAGGAGCAUAAAUCAAGACUGAAAGAGAGAUUGGGAUGUGAGCCCUCUGAUGAACAACUUGCAACUUCCUUGAGGAUUUCCCGUGCUCAAUUACAGUCGAAGUUGAUUGAAUGUAAAUUGGCAAGAGAGAAGCUGGCAAUGAGCAAUGUUCGUUUGGUCAUGUCCAUUGCUCAGAGAUAUGAUAAUAUGGGCGCUGAAAUGGCUGACCUUAUUCAGGGUGGGUUAAUCGGACUACUGCGUGGGAUUGAGAAAUUUGAUUCUUCGAAGGGGUUCAAAAUUUCUACAUAUGUUUACUGGUGGAUACGUCAGGGUGUUUCAAGAGCACUGGUUGAAAAUUCCAGAACCUUAAGACUGCCUACACAUUUGCAUGAGAGGUUAGGUUUAAUCAGAAAUGCAAAAAUUAGAUUGGAGGAGAAAGGAAUAACUCCAUCAAUUGAUAGGAUCGCAGAAAGCCUGAACAUGUCCAAAAAGAAAGUUAGGAAUGCUACAGAGGCAAUCAGUAAGGUUUUCUCACUUGAUAGGGACGCAUUCCCCUCUUUAAAUGGCCUUCCAGGAGAAACUCAUCAUAGUUACAUUGCAGAUAAUCGCCUUGAGAACAUCCCAUGGCAUGGGGUGGAUGCGUGGGCAUUGAAGGAAGAAGUAAGCAAGCUCAUAAAUAUGAUGCUUGGGGAACGGGAGAGAGAGAUCAUACAGCUUUAUUAUGGUCUGGAAAAUGAAUGUCUUACUUGGGAAGACAUUAGUAAACGUAUAGGAUUGUCCAGAGAAAGAGUUAGGCAAGUUGGACUUGUUGCUCUAGAGAAACUGAAACAUGCUGCGAGGAAAAGAGAGAUGGAGGCCAUGCUACUGAAACAUUAAUUUGGUCUGUUGUAUUUGAGACACCACAAUGCAUGUACAUAUAUACACGAGAGGACGAGACAGUUGUACCUUGAAGUUGUUUUCAGGUUUGAGAUAGUAUAGAAGGAAGUAGAGGGUCCAUGACCUGACCCUAAACGUUCUGUAACAAGACCAGAAAUCAAUCACUAAGAGCUCAUAAGUUGGAGCCCAGAAUUUUUU
Molecule: messenger RNA, 2129 nt
Organism: Prunus mume (Japanese apricot)
Lineage: Eukaryota; Viridiplantae; Streptophyta; Magnoliopsida; Rosales; Rosaceae
Gene: SIGA
Product: sigma factor A
Biological process (GO): DNA-templated transcription initiation; regulation of DNA-templated transcription
Molecular function (GO): DNA-binding transcription factor activity
Source: RefSeq, a predicted model, not a curated record